This is a messenger RNA of Radiomyces spectabilis, 1557 nucleotides long. RefSeq names its product major facilitator superfamily domain-containing protein. Gene Ontology annotation, molecular function: spermine transmembrane transporter activity. Bases 1 to 1557 code for a protein of 518 amino acids. The transcript is spliced from 2 exons. Gene Ontology annotation, cellular component: fungal-type vacuole membrane. Gene Ontology annotation, biological process: spermine transport; transmembrane transport. NCBI's taxonomy places the organism in Eukaryota, Fungi, Mucoromycota, Mucoromycetes, Mucorales, Radiomycetaceae. The record is from RefSeq and is a predicted model, not a curated record.
AUGCAUCGAGUGAAUUCGACCGAGACAAAUGUGAGCACAAUUCGUGAGCAAGUACACGACCAGUUACCUCCUGGUAUCGUACGGACGCGAUCCAUCGUACCGUAUUCAUCAAGGCACACCGAUCUCGACCAACACCGCACCCAUGAUUCGGAAAAGGGAGCGAUCGUCAACUAUGUCAAUUGGGAAGUGGACGAUCCCGAAAACCCUCACAAUUGGUCUACUGGUUAUCGAUGGUUGUAUACCAUGAUUGUUGCCGGUCUUGUGGUAUCUGCCGCUUUUGGUUCUUCGGUGAUUACCGGUCGUCUUCAGGGUGUCGUUGAUACCUUUGGUGUUUCCAUGGAAGUCUCCACGCUUCAAGUGUCACUCAUGGUCUUUGGUUUCAUGACCGGUCCUCUGCUUUGGAGUCCUCUUUCUGAACUUUUUGGCCGCAAACCCAUCUAUGUCAUUUCGCUUGGUAUAUAUACCAUUUUCAACAUUCCCUGCGCUGUCGCCCAGAAUGUCGAAACCGUGCUGGUGUGUCGUUUCUUUGCGGGAUUUUUCGCUUCCGCUUCGCUGACGUUGGCCGGUGGAAGCAUCAGUGACUUGUUCCCCACCGAAACACGAGGUAAUGCUAUUGCAUAUUUCGCGGCUGCCCCGUACGCCGGACCUGUUCUUGGUCCUUUGGUCGGCGGUUGGAUCUCUGUCGGUACCCAAAAUUGGCGCUGGAUUUAUUGGGUGAAUAUGAUUUUUGCUGGUGUGAUGUGGAUCAUUAUCUGUUGUAUGCCAGAAACAUAUGCUCCCACCCUGCUCCAGAAGCGUGCCAAGCAUCUGCGAAAGGAGACAGGCGACCCCUCGUACGUCACCGUUGAAGAAGAAUUCCCUGUGCCGCUGUCAGAACUGAUCCGCGCCAACUUGAUCCGUCCCUUCCAGAUGCUGGUAACGGAACCAAUCUUGUUGCUCAUGUCGGGUUAUAUUGCCAUCAUCUAUGCGCUUCUGUAUGCCUUUUUCUUUGCGUACCCUAUUAUUUUUGGCGAAGUCCAUCAUAUGAAUGACGGUGAAAUCGGCCUGACCUUUAUCGGUGUACUCAUUGGUGUUGCUUUUGCAUUGGUCGCUACGCCCGUUUUGGAAAAAGUCUAUCGCCGCGCUGGUGCCAACCGAGCUGGAGGCGUGGCUACACCCGAAGAUCGAUUGCCGGGAAUGAUGAUCGCCGCUCCUUUUGUCCCUAUCUCGCUUUUCAUCUUCGGUUGGACAUCGUAUCCGUGGGUCCACUGGAUCGGUCCCACUUCCUCUGGUAUCCCAUUUGGUUUUGGCAUGGUGCUUGUGUAUUAUUCCGCCAACAACUACAUCAUCGAUUGCUUUCCUCGCUAUGUCACCUCGGCUUUGGCGGCCAAAACUGUCGUUCGUAGUGGUGGAGGAGCCGCUUUCCCUCUAUUUAUUGUGCAAAUGUACCAUCGCCUGGGAAAUCAAUGGGCAAGUACUUUGCUGGCCUUUAUCAGCCUUGCCAUCGUUCCAAUUCCUUUUGCGUUUUACCGAUGGGGACCUCAAAUUCGCGCUCGGUCUAAAACCGCGACACAUUAA